AUGUCACUUAGAUCAACAACUGGCGAGGGCGCGGCUAAGGAUAUGGCUCAAUCCGUUGCCUCUGAUCAUGUCCAAGAUGAGGUCCUGGAAUUGACCAAGGCGCAGUCAAAGCGACUCCUCCUCAAGACAGAUCUGGUCGUCAUGCCACUUGCUGUUCUGUCUAUGACACUCGCCUUCUUGGACAAGAACGCUUUGGGAUAUGCUGCCAUUUUCGGCAUCAAAGAAGAUGCUCAUCUCAAGCCCCAAGAGUACAGUUGGCUCAGCAGCAUCUUCUACUUCGGUUACCUCGCCAUGGAAUUUCCCAAUUUGUGGCUAAUGACCAAGAUACCUAUCGGCAAAUACGUCGGUGGCUGCCUCACUCUAUGGGGUAUUGCUCUAUGCUUCAUGGCUCUUUGCCAUAACUUUGCAGGGCUGGCGACUAUCAGAUUCCUUCUCGGUGUUUUUGAAGCUGCUGUGUUACCUUGUAUGAUGAUCAUCAACUCGAUGUGGUAUCUGAGAAAUGAGCAGCCUUUGAGAACAGCGUUCUGGUAUAAUACUUUCGCUGGUGUGUUUGGGGGUAUUCUGUCUUAUGCGAUUGGACAGAUUAAUGGAUCGCUAUCCACUUGGAAGUACAUCUUCCUCAUCUAUGGAUCUUGCACCAUCCUCGCCGGAGCUCUCGUCUUCUUCGGUCUUCCCGAUACUCCCUCCAAGGCAUGGUUCUUCACGGAGGAAGAGAAGAAGCUUGCGAGGAUUCGCCUCGCACCCAAUCAGACCGGCAUUGAGUCAAAGAAGAAAUUCCAAACUGCCCAGAUCUUUGAGGCUCUCCGGGACCCCAAGUGUUACUGCAUCUGGCUCGGCGUCUUUGGCUAUGCACUCGCCAACGCGGGCAUCACAAACUUCAACCCUCUCAUCAUCGCUGGGUAUGGUUUCAGCAAGACCAAGACUGUCUUAAUGGCGACUCCUCAGGCAGCGGUUGCCAUGAUCAGCCAGGCUAUUCUGACAGCUAUCGCGUUCUUCAUUCCGAACCUUCGAUGCAUCUUCUGGAUCUUUGGUGCGCUGAUGGGUCUUGUUGGAGCGGUUAUGGUGCACUCACUCGAUGUUGCGACGCAGCGCGACGCGUCUUUGGCAGGAGUCUACCUCAUGGGCUUCUACAACGUCCCUUGGGUCUUCCUGCUCAGUCUCUCGUCGUCCAACACUGCUGGCGCAACAAAGAAGAGUUUUAUGGGCAUCUCCAUCGCGAUCGUUUACGCUGUUGGCAAUAUCGUCGGGCCUCAAUUUUUCCUUGAUAGACAGGCACCCACGUACACCCUGGGCAUCGGCUCUAUGCUUUUCGCAUUUGCCUUGAUGGCCGCCACUGGUUUGGCGUAUUAUGUUCUCUGCGGUAUGGAGAACAGGAGGCGCAACAAGCAAUAUGGCAAGACUCAUGACGACACUGAUAUCGGACUGGAGGCCGAAAGGAGCGACAAGACGGAUUGGCAGAAUCCCAACUUCCGUUACACUUACUAG
Molecule: messenger RNA, 1485 nt
Organism: Fusarium musae
Lineage: Eukaryota; Fungi; Ascomycota; Sordariomycetes; Hypocreales; Nectriaceae
Exons: 5
Coding region: 1-1485 (494 amino acids)
Biological process (GO): transmembrane transport
Cellular component (GO): membrane
Molecular function (GO): transmembrane transporter activity
Source: RefSeq, a predicted model, not a curated record